CUGUUUGACCGGGAGCUGUGCAUCAAACAGCUGCGCUAUUCGGGGAUGAUGGAGACCAUUAAGAUCAGGAAAUCUGGGUACCCGAUUCGCUACACCUUUGAGGAGUUCUUUGAGAGAUACAGAGUUCUCCUGCCAUGGUCUCUUCGUCUACAGCUGAAGAAUGAUGCUCAACAGAGCUGUAUCAAGAUCUCUGAAGCAGUGCUGGGCAAGGAUGAUAGCUGGCAACUUGGGAAGACCAAGAUUUUCCUUAAAGAUCAUCAUGACACAGUAUUGGAACUGCAACGUGAAAAUGUGCUCAGAGAUAAGGUUCUUCUUAUCCAGAAGGUGAUGAGAGGACUGAAGGACAGGAAGCAGUUCCUGAAGCAGAGGAAGGCUGCUGUAGCCAUUCAGUCAGCCUGGAGAGGCUAUUGCUGCCGGAAGGACUUCAGAGUGGUGGUGCUGGGCUUCGGGCGCCUGCAGGCUCUGUACCGCAGCCGGCAGCUGGCACAGCAGUACGAGGCCACCCGGGCUCGGCUCAUCAGGCUCCAAGCCGCGUGCCGCGGGUACCUGGUGCGCCAGAAGGUGACAGAGCAGAAAAAAGCUGCCCGUCUCAUCCAGGCACACACAAGGGGCAUGCUGGCUCGCCAGGCCUACCAGAGGAUGAAGGGGGAGGAACACCUGGCAGCUCAGGAGGCAGAGGAGGCAGAAGCAAGUCAAAGGAGGAAUGUGCUUGACAAUAAACCAACAAAUCAAGAAGUUAUCAGUGACCAGGACAUGGUGGACAAAAUUUUUGGGUUUUUACCUUCGAUGAUUGGAGGCCAAGAAGGACAGGCUCCUCUGGGGUUUGAGGACCUGGAAACAAAGCCUAACAAGCUGGAGGAGGUAGACCUGGACAUGGUUCCCAUGAGCGUGGAGCUAGAAGAAGAAGCAGAUGGCUUGGAAGAGUACACCUUCCCCAAGUUUGCAGCUACUUAUUUCCAGGGAUCUUCUACACAUACACAUAUCCGGAGACAGCUGCGGCACCCACUGCUCUACCAUGACGACAAGGACAAUGUCCUGGCUUCUCUGGUUGUGUGGGUAAUCAUCCUGAGGUUCAUGGGGGACCUGCCAGAGCCAGCGAUGUUUGCCAAGAACACUGCCACCAAGAGCAGCUCUGUGAUGACACAGAUCUAUGACACACUUGGCAGGAAAAACCAGGUCCAGUUCAGGAAUGACAGUCCAGAUAUGAGAGAAGCCAGAAGGGAUAUCAAGAUUUCAAAGGGGAUCUCUUCCCUGAAGCUGAAACGGUCAUCCAAGCUGACAGGGAAGGUGACAGCCCAGCUGCGAAGUGGAGAAGAGGCUUUCCAAGAGGACACCUCAAUCUCUGAGAGACCCAUGUCCAACCUAGAAAAAGUGCACUUCAUUAUUGGCAAUGCGAUUCUGCGUCCUGCCAUCAGAGAUGAGAUCUAUUGCCAGAUUUGCAAACAACUCACUGAGAACAGCAACAGGAGCAGCUAUGCUCGCGGCUGGAUCCUGCUGUCACUUUGCCUUGGCUGCUUCCCUCCUUCAGACACAUUUGUGAAGUACCUGUUGAAUUUCAUCCACCAUGGGCCUGCAGGCUACGCACCGUACUGCGCCGAGCGGCUGAGACGGACCUACCUCAACGGAGCACGCACUGAGCCCCCGAGCUGGCUGGAGCUUCAGGCAACGAAGCAGAAGAAACCUAUUGUGUUUAAUGUCACCCUGAUGAAUGGCCAAAGCAUCACUGUCCCUGCAGACUCUGCUUCCACUGCCAAAGAGAUCUGUCAGUUCAUAGCAGACAAAACCAAACUGAAGGAUGCAUUUGGUUUUUCACUCUACAUUGCCGUGUUCGAUAAGGUGUGGUCUCUGGGCGGGGGCCGCGAUCACGUCCUGGACGCCAUCUCCCAGUGUGAGCAGCUGGUGAAGGAGAGGGGCACACACGAGCGCCACGCGCCCUGGCGCCUCUACUUCCGCAAGGAAAUCUUCACCCCCUGGCACAACUCCCAGGAGGAUCCUAUCAGCACUGAUCUCAUCUACCACCAAGUCAUCCGCGGCGUGCGGUUUGGAGAGUAUCGCUGUGAGAAGGAGGAGGAUUUGGUGGAGAUAGGUGCAAAAUAUUGUUAUAUCCAAUUUGGAGAUUCCAUCCGCAAUGAACUUGUGCAGAAGGUGCUCCAUGACUGUAUCCCAGUGAAACAGCUGAAGUCCAAGCCCCUGGAAAAGUGGGUGAGCCUUAUAACCUAUGCACAUGCUAAGGCCCCAUACACACAGGACCAUCUCUCCUCCCAGACUGUGAAGGAACAAAUUGUAGAUUUUGCUCGUUUUCAGUGGCCUUUGCUUUUUUCCCGAUUCUUUGAAGUCACAAAGUUUUCAGGGCCCAGCUUGCCUAAGAACCACUUCAUUGUUGCUGUAAACUGGAAAGGCAUCUGCUUCUUGGAUGAGUCGGAAAAGCGGCUCCUUGAGCUGACCUUUCCAGAGAUAACUGGCAUCCACACCAACAGGGCAGUGAAGUCCUUUGGACAGAGCUGCACUCUCAUUACACUUCGUGCUGAGGAGUUUGUCCUGACUUCAGUAAACAGUGUUGUCAUUGCUGAGCUGGUGGUCAUGUUCCUGGAAGGACUGAAGAAAAGGUCACGAUUUGCUGUGGCAAUGCACGAGAGAAAAUCCCAAGAAGACCCUGGCAUCCUGUCCUUCAAGAAGGGAGACUUGCUAAUCUUCACCGAAGACAAAAGGCUGGAUGCAGACUCUGGCUGGAUCUCUGCCCAGAAUGAAAGGACAAGCAAAACAGGGAAUGUAUUUUUGGAAGACAUCUACAUCAUUCCUUCUCUCACAAAACCCUCUAGUCAAGUGCUGAGUUUGCUGAUGAUGUCUCCAGACCAGAGGAGGACAGCAUCACAGAACUCAUUCAUGGAGGAACCUGAAGAAGAGGAUGUGAAAGUGAAGCCUUACACCCUGGAGGAGUUCUCCUAUGAACACUUCAGGACUCCUGAGAAGGAAUCCAUCAGCAAAGCUGUUCUCCAGAAAUCCCGUGGGCGCAGUCAACUGUGGGCACACUCUAAGGAGCCCUUGAAACAGCCAUUGCUGAAGAGAGCAUGCACAGACCCUGACCUUCGGGAUUUGGCCUGUCAGGCCUUCAUUGCCAUCAUGAAAUUCAUGGGAGACUAUCCCUCGAAACAGGCACACUCCUCUGUGGAAGUCACUGACCAGAUAUUUGUAGCAGCUAUCCAGGAGGAGAUCCUGCGGGAUGAGAUUUACUGUCAGAUUAUGAAGCAACUGACUGAGAACAGAAACAGGUACAGUGUGACCAAGGGUUGGCAGCUACUUUGGCUCUGCACUGGCCUCUUCCCACCCAGCAAGACACUGCUCAAACAUGCCCAGAAAUUCAUAGAGACACGUCAGAAAGAAACCCUGGCCCUGGCGUGCCGUCGGAGGAUCCAGACAGUGAUGAGGAGUGGCUGCAGGAAGUGGGCACCUCAUCCUGUGGAGGUUGAGGCCAUCCUACAGAACAACACUAAGAUCUCACACAAGAUUUGCUUCCCCAAUGAAACAACACAGACAUUCGAUGUGGGAACAAACACCAAAAUCCGCUCUGUGUGUCAGAACAUUGCUUCCAAAUUGCAGCUGAGCUCCUGGGAAGGUUUCAGCCUCUUUGUGAAGAUUGCAGACAAGGUUAUCAGUCAGAAUGAAGCAGACUACUUCUUUGACUCCCUGAGGCAGGUGACAGACUGGAACAGGAAGAACAAACCAGGGAAAGAUGGGGCUGCCAUGUCUGUGACAUAUGAGGUGUACUUCAUGAGAAAGCUGUGGCUGAAUGUCACUCCUGGGAAGGACCUGAAAGCUGACACCAUUUUUCAUUACCACCAGGAGCUGCCAAAGUACCUCAGAGGCUACCACAAGUGUUCUAAGGAAGACGCUGUCCAGCUGGCAGGGCUGAUUUACAAAGUGCACUUCAACACCGACCGCACACACCUGGCAACCAUUCCCAAAAUCCUGAAGGAGCUGGUGCCAGACAACCUGCUUCGAGCAGCCUCAGCAGAUGAGUGGAAGAAGAGCAUUACUGCAGCAUACAGUAAACAUGAAGGAAAAACUGUGGAUGAGGCCAAGAUUGCCUUCUUGAAAAUGAUCCACCGGUGGCCAACAUUUGGAUCAGCCUUCUUUGAGGUGAAGCAAGCCUCAGAGCCAAACUUCCCAGAGAUCGUGCUGAUUGCAAUCAACAAGCAAGGGGUCUCACUGAUACAUCAGAAAACAAAGGAUAUUUUAGCAGUCUACCCUUUCAAUAAGAUCUCCAACUGGAGCAGUGGGAGCACCUACUUUCACAUGACAAUAGGGAACCUGGUACGAGGAAACCGGCUCUUAUGUGAGACAUCUCUGGGUUACAAAAUGGAUGACCUGCUAACAUCCUAUGUCCGCCUGCUCAUGAACGCUGUAAACAAGCAAAAGACCCUCCCAGCCUGA
Messenger RNA from Acanthisitta chloris (rifleman), 4431 nucleotides. RefSeq names its product unconventional myosin-VIIb-like. Gene Ontology annotation, cellular component: cytoskeleton; myosin complex. The transcript has 32 exons. The annotation marks the transcript as partial. Gene Ontology annotation, molecular function: ATP binding; cytoskeletal motor activity; protein binding. NCBI's taxonomy places the organism in Eukaryota, Metazoa, Chordata, Aves, Passeriformes, Acanthisittidae. The record is from RefSeq and is a predicted model, not a curated record.